AAUUAACAGUACACUUUCAUAGCUGAGAUUGCACUUCUAUGCGCUCUCGCGCGCAGUGAUGAUGUAAUAACAGCGUCGCGUAAAAGUAUCUUAGCAACAUUAUUCGGAGCGUCUGUCAUGGCGCCUCCGAUGCUUUCUGUUUUACUAAACCUGAGCACGACUGGGACGUUUCAUCAAAUCACACGUUCAAAAUACCGUGCGUGAUCAAAUUUUCUGUUGAAGACGAAUAGAAGAUGCCUCCGAAAAGGAGAGGACCUCUUCAGACAGUUCAAAGAGAAACGGAUGACAUCAAGAGAAAGGUGGACGCUUUGGUGCAGAAUGCUGCUAAACCAGAUGCGUCAGACAGGACAGAGAUCUUGGAGAGGUGCAAAGAGUUACAGCGGGCAGUGGAGGAAAUUAUGAGGACUCUGAAGAAAUUAUCUAAAGCAGAUGAGCCGGCUCCAGUGGGGAAUUAUGACCAGUGUAAGAGGGAAGAGGAGAAGCGUUUGUUGACUUUACAUGAGCGUCUACAGUCUCUAGCUCUUCAGCUGCAGCCUCAUGAUGAGACGGCUGGACCUAGUUCGUCCCAGACAGAUCAGGAGAGCAAGGAGGAAAAUAGUGAUGAAGAUGAUGAGAGCUCUGAGGAUGAAGAUGCUGAAGAAGAAGUACAAGAUGAUUAUGACGAUGAUGAUGAUGAUAAUGAUAAUGCUGACAGUGGUGAUGAGGAUAUCGGUCCAACUGCCACAGGACAGGGAUCUGUCUCCUACAUUGCUCUCAGUGCGUUUGCGGGAGAGGAAGAAGGGGACCUCAGCAUCCAGAAAGGAGAGGUUUUGAAAGUUCUCUCUAAGAAUAAGGAUGGAUGGUGGCUGGCUCAAAACUCAAAAGGCCAGAAUGGCCUGGUGCCCAAAACCUUCCUGAAGACGUCUUCUCCGCAGGAUGGUGAGAGAGUGAAUGAGGAUGAGGAUGAGGGGGAGAGUGAAGAGGAAGAGGAGGAUCCUGACAUAAAGUCCAGUAAAACAUCCAAUUGGAACACAGUGCGGAAGGCUGUUACUGAGAUAGAUGCUACUGAUGUGCUUUCAGCGAUGGGUGCCAUCCCACCAGGCUUCAGACCCUCCACUCUCUCCAGACUCUUAGAGGAAGGGAGAUCUUAUAGAGUAAGUCACUUCAUUCAGCCCAAGCUUAGCCAGUCACAACUCUCCUUUAAAGAUCUCCAUAUGGACCCAGACACAGGCAAGGUUCACGGCCGGCCAUCUAGAGUGAGUUUAAUCCUGACCCUGUGGAGCUGUAGAAUGAUCCCACCCCCCGGAGUCGGGUUACAGGUGCUUAGCAGGCACGUUCGGCUCUGUGCUUUUAAUGGAACCCAGGUUUUGAGUAACAUUCACACAGUCAGAGCCACUUACAACUCCAAGAGCCCAAAGACCUGGAGCUUUUCUCCACGGAUAACUGGGAUGCUGCCCUGUCUUCUGGAUGGAGACUGUUUCCUGCGUUGGGACUCUGAAUCUCCUGAUCUUGGAAUUCUGUUUGAAUUGGGUGUAACCUACAUAAGAAAUUCCACAGGGGAGAGAGGAGACCUCAGCUGUGGCUGGGCGUUCCUUAAACUGUUUGAUGAAAGUGGAGCCCCCAUUGCUCUACGAACACAAGAGCUCACUGUCCAUGGUGGCACACCAUUUGAGAAAGACACUGAUAUGGAUGCCACAUCUACCAAAAGAGGAUAUCCUACCGGUGUGUUUCAGCAGAUGUUGCUGUCCAGGAAGAUCCCUAAACUUGUUGUUAAGCUCAAAUCAGUAAACACACGCAGCAGAGAGCUUCUGAAUCUGCUGCCUGACACUAUAGUAGGAAGUCUGUCCACAAUACAUCUCUUGGCAACAUACAGGCAAAUACUCGCUGAUGCUCUUUUACUGGACAGAGUCACCAUGUAUAAUGCAGAUCUGAUCUGCAGCUCGGUUCUAGCAUCCUUCCCUGAUGUUCUAGAUCAGCCAGACCUGAUGGAUGCUUUUAGGAAAUCAUGGACUGAAUCAGAGAGUAACCUGAGAAGAUCUGAUAAGAGGGAUAUUAACGUGUUGAAGCAGAUGUUUGUGAGCGUUUAUAUGGGCAGCGUGUUUCCAUUGUUGUACUCUGCGGAGAUGCCUGCUCCCUGCUGGGCAGAUGAGGAAGUGGAAUCGCAACGUGCUCGUAUUAUCUACAGCCCUUCCCAAAAAACCUCAGUGGAAACUCUGCUUUCCUCUCAGUGUUCACAUCAAGCCUUUGACAUCACACAGGUCACCUAUGACCUAAUCAGCAGUGCCCAGCACUGAGUCUAGCGACUGACGUAUCACAUGGUCCAAAAAAUGUUUGAUUGUGUUUUUUUAGUCUUUUAAAGAUGUAUAUUUAGAUAGUAAACGUAUAAAUAAAAAAUUUUAAU
Molecule: messenger RNA, 2380 nt
Organism: Onychostoma macrolepis
Lineage: Eukaryota; Metazoa; Chordata; Actinopteri; Cypriniformes; Cyprinidae
Gene: nphp1
Product: nephronophthisis 1
Exons: 20
Coding region: 234-2273 (679 amino acids)
Biological process (GO): protein localization involved in establishment of planar polarity
Cellular component (GO): cytoplasm; cilium
Molecular function (GO): protein binding
Source: RefSeq, a predicted model, not a curated record